GAAAGCCGAUCUAAGGAUUACUGAGAGGUUUUUAGUUCGCUAGCUCGCUGUCUUCAGUAAAUCAUAGACAGCGCUGCUCCUCAAAUUCAAAGUUAGCGUUUAAAAUAUAAGUUAGUAUGGCUUCAGUCCAUAUGGAGAUGAAAGACAGUGCAGUGUCCAGUUCGAAAUGGCUUGAUGCACACUAUGACCCAGUUGCUAAUCUAUAUACUUUUUCUUCGUGCAUUGCUUUGGCAGACUUGCAUGGAGAUGGUGAGAACAAGCUGGUAGUGGGCGACCUGGGCACAGGAGCAAGUAACAUGAAGCUGAAGGUGUACCGUGGUACUGGACUGCUGAGUGAAAACACUCUGUUGGAUUUGCCCACUGGCCUUGUGUCUUUCCUCAUGGAUCAGCAUGAGCCCUGCACCCCUGCCAUUGCUGUAGCCUCUGGACCCUUCAUCUAUAUCUACAAGAACCUGCGUCCCUACUUCAAGUUCACUCUGCCCACUCUGGAGGUCAACCCCUUGGAGCAGGAUGUGUGGAGUCAGGCUAGAGAGGAUAUGAUUGAUCCAAUGACACUGAAAGAAAUGUUAGAAGGUAUAAGGGAUAAGGCUGACAUCCCACUCUCAGUCAGAUCACUACGGUUCCUCAUGCUUGAACCUCAGGAUAUGGAGGCUUAUGUUAACCUUCACAAACAGCAGCCCAUACGCAGACAGACGGUUAUUACGUGCAUAGGGACGUUGAAGAAGAACAUGGCAGAUGAUGAUGCAGUCAGCUGCCUGGUGAUCGGCACUGAAAGUCAAGAAGUUUACAUCUUGGAUCCAGAGGCUUUCACCAUUCUCGCAAAGAUGUCCCUUCCCAGUGUCCCUACACUGAUGGAUGUGACUGGGCAGUUUGAUGUGGAGUUCAGAAUUACAAUAGCUUGUCGCAAUGGAAAUAUCUACAUACUGCGAAGAGACUCCCCAAGACCCAAGUACUGUAUUGAGCUAUCCUCUCACCCUGUUGGGUUGGUGAGGAUGGGGAAGAAUGUUGUGGUGGGCUGCGCUCAAGAAACUCUGCAUGGUUACACUCAGAAGGGAAAGAAGCUGUGGACAACAUACCUGCCUGCCCCCGUCACCACAAUGGCAGUGCUAGACUUGCCCACACGAGGCUUCCAGGCUGUGCUUGUAGGUCUGGCCAACUGUGAGGUGCAUGUGUAUCGGGAUAAAAACUUAAUCAGCACCAUCAAGACGCCAGAUUUGGUAACCAGCAUUUGUUUUGGCCGUUAUGGUCGAGAGGAUGGCACCUUAAUUAUGACCACUAAAGGAGGGGGCCUCAUUGUGAAGAUCCUGAAGAGAACUGCAGUGUUUGAUGAUAAGGAUUCUGCCCCUGGCCCACCGAUAGCUCAAAGCAUCCGCCUCAACGUGCCUAAGAAAACUAAGCUUUAUGUGGACCAAACCAUGAGAGAAAGGGAGAAUGCUGUGGCCAUGCACAGGGCCUUCCAAAUGGACCUAAGUAGGAUGCGGCUAGCUGCAGCUAGGGCCUAUGUCAAAGCCUUAGAGUCCAGUCUCACUCCUAUGUCAGCAAGCUUAACAGAACCUCUCAAGAUGAAUGCAGUGGUUCAAGGCUUAGGCCCAUCCUUCAAACUAACUCUGAACAUCCAGAACACAGCAGCCUGCCGCCCUGUAAUGAAUCUAGCCAUCAGUUUCUUGUAUGAUGAAAAUUUAUACAGCAUGAGGACAGCGUUCUUUAAGAUCCCCCUACUUGUUCCAGGGCUGAACUAUCCCAUCGACACAUUUGUGGAGUGCCUGAGUGAUAAAGGCAUCUCUGACAUCAUCAAAGUGUUUGUACUGAGAGAAGGGAAGAGUGCUCCCCUCCUCACUGCACACAUUAACAUGCCUGUGAGUGAGGGGCUGGCGCUUAACUGAGACAUAGACCAGAUGGCCUGGACAUGGACGUUACUUGAUGAGACAGCCAUUCUCUCUGUGUCCACAGCAGCCUGUAGGGGCAGAGCUCAGCUGCAGUGCAACCCCAGAAAGAAGAGCCAUUGACUGCAGGUGAACAGAGAAGCUUGUGCUGUCCUUAGCAGCUAUUGAAGCCAUUCGUAGCAUAGGUCAAGAAGAAAGAGCUCUGGUCUCCGGGUUUUGGCAUAUUAAACUUGGAAUACCUGAUUGCUACAAGUAUCAUGCAUUUUUGUUGUAAAAAACCAUGUAGAUUGAUGGAUGACCAUGUAGAGAUGUAUGUAAGUGUUUUUUGUUAUGUAAAUAGUGUUGUAGUUAAGUGUCUAUAUUUAUAUUUGUAUAUUAAAUAUUAUUAAUUGUCCAUAA
Messenger RNA from Pygocentrus nattereri (red-bellied piranha), 2282 nucleotides. It is a transcript of the gene bbs1, whose product is annotated as Bardet-Biedl syndrome 1. Gene Ontology annotation, biological process: protein localization to cilium; non-motile cilium assembly. Gene Ontology annotation, cellular component: centrosome; axoneme; BBSome. The transcript is spliced from 17 exons. The coding region runs from base 117 to 1883 and encodes 588 amino acids. NCBI's taxonomy places the organism in Eukaryota, Metazoa, Chordata, Actinopteri, Characiformes, Serrasalmidae. The record is from RefSeq and is a predicted model, not a curated record. Gene Ontology annotation, molecular function: patched binding; smoothened binding.